Messenger RNA from Durusdinium trenchii, 4500 nucleotides. The record is from the annotation of a GenBank genome assembly. NCBI's taxonomy places the organism in Eukaryota, Dinophyceae, Suessiales, Symbiodiniaceae.
AUGGCUGGUUCUGAUUCCGGAAUCUUCAAUUGGGAGCUGCUCGACGAGGCUGCCACAGUCACCACCCUUACCCUGGACCAACCGGAGGUCGAUGAGAAGGAGAAGGAACUUGGCCUGGCCGUGGAAACGCAGACCUCUGUUCUGUCCCGUCCUGUCAACACGCGCUUGGCCAAAGCGCGGUCCAUCAAAGAGGUGAACUCAUCAAAGGGUUCAGAACAAGGCAUGGGUGGUGGCAGAAGCAGGGAGAUCCAUCACUAUCACGAGGACAAGGAAUCCAAAGAGCUUGCGCGCAGGGCUAGUGAAGAAGCGGCAGCUUUGCGCGAGUCAAUGAUGAAGGAACGAAAACGUGUUCAGGAGCAGCAACAUCAGCUCGACCAGCAGCACCAGGAAACCCUGCGCCGCCUAGAACAGCACGCUGCGGAAGAGAGGGCCGCUGCAGAGAGAAGGUUGCGGGAAGAGGAAGAGAAGCGGCGCAGGGAGGCUCAAGAGGCCCUUCAACGUUUGGCGGAACAGGAGAGGGAGGCUGAAGCCCGCUUGGUUGCAGAGAUCCAGAAGGAGCGCGAUAACAUUCAGAAGCAGAAGCAUGAAAAGUGGUUGCGUCUCAAAAGAGAUUAUCCUAUCCCUGCUUACCUUGAGCCCUAUGUGAAUGAGGUGACCGAAAAUGCUGAGUUGGAUGGCGCGCGGGGGCGAUUUGUGAAUGUUGCCAUGCUGGGAGAUUCCGGAACUGGCAAGAGUUCGUUGAUCAGAGCAAUUUUGAAGCACUUUGACAUUACCUUGCCAGAGGAUGAGAUGCCCAAAAUCUCAAUGGAAGGCGAUGGAACGCUGGAGCCAGCGCGAUUUUCACUGGCCAAUCUGGGUCAAGUCUCAUUGUGGGAUCUUCCAGGGCAAGGCACCACGAAGAUUUGCUCCAGAACAUAUCUCUGCAAUAUGGGACUCAAGUACUUCGACCUGGUCGUCAUUGUCACAGAUGGUCGUUGGUCUGAAGGCGACGCAAGUUUGUUGGCCGCCAUCCGUUUUGCAGACAUCGGAUGCCUGGUUGCUCGAAGCAAGGUGGAUCUUGCAGUAGAGGCUGGAAAAGAAGAUCAAGGAUGGAGCCAACAAGAAACACUGCAGCACGUGAGCAAGAAAUUGCAAGAUCAAACCGGACUCACACCAGGUCGCAUUCAUUUGGUGACAUCAAGGCCACGCUUCUGGAAUGAAUUUGGCUCAGUCGAAAUCUUGUGCCAAAAGCUGGAAGGGGAAGUGCGAGCAUCCUUGGCAGGUGAGUCAGUGGAGGAGAUGUUUGACGAGCCCUCACGCUGGUCAACAGUGUUGGCGCUUCUGAAUGUACUCCAAUAUCAGCCGGAGGUGGACCACGUGUCCUGGACAGACAGUACCGGGCGAUACAAGCGAUACAGUGCCAUGAAGCUGCGUGGAGGGGUGGUGGUGCCGUCGUUAGCCCGUGCGGCAGAAGAGAUGGUACUGAACGCCAUCGAUGCAGAGGCCUCCAUGGUAGAGCAGGGCCCGUCGGAGCUGCGCCGACGGCUGGACCGGAUGGCGUUGCUGCGGCCGCAGCUGGCACUGCGGCUUCGCACCGGCCCACGAGAGGUAGAGAUCAUUGACCUUAAGCAGGAAGAUGUCAUGUCUCGAAUGCAGCGCGUUCUUGGUUUGAGCUGCGCCCGUGCUCUUUGCAGGGUGCAGCUCUCAUCAAGCCGAAGUGCAUGCAGCCUAGAAGGUGUCAUCUCAAGAUUGAAAGACGGCCACGCCAGCGACCAGUUCAUGUUUCUAUACAUCAACGGGCGCUUUGUGGAAGAGACGCCAAUCCACACGUCCAUUGCAAAUUUCUAUGCCACCAGCAGUGCCAUUGCAGCAGCUUUCCCAUCUGUGGAGAUUCCCAAAGAAGUGGGGCUACAGGAGCCAAAGAUGACAUGUGGCUUUGAUGUGUGGAUCAAAGAGAAUCCACAGUUGUUGAGCCAAGCCUACAACGAAAUCAAAAAGUGCCCCAAUUGUGGAAAGCCCUGUGCUGUCACAAUGGCUCUUUGCAAUGCCUGUGGAACAGCGCUGGAGGAAGUCGCCGUGUCCAAGAGUGCAAACCUCUUUGUCGCCUUCAUCUAUGGCGUGGACAAGACGGCCUUCCCCUUGAGGAUUUCAAUACGCUUAGAAACGAGAGAUAUCUUGGUUUUUGACGACCCGUUGUCAAUCACAGGUGCUCACGUUCUUUCUGUACCAACAGAUCAGUACUGUGCUGACAUUCGAUACCUCUUCACCAAUCCCGGUGCAGCUCUUGCUCUUUUGCAGAAGAUGGAAGACUCGGCCUGGAUUGCGCUGACACAAAAUCACUUGGCGUCUCCUGAGUGGAAGCAGAAAGCUCUAUCAGCUGCAGGAAAUGAGAUGCCAGUAGAUGCUCUGAGGGAACAUGUCAUAAUGGCUUUCAACUUGCCACCCUCACAGUACCAGCUGCAUCUUCAGUUUAUGCUCCCGCCGCUGUUGCCCUCACAUUUGGGUGUCUUUAGACGUGGUGCCCACUUUGUGCGCCUGCGCCACUUUCCCCUGGCCUAUUUGAAAGAAGCUUUGCAGAAGUUACACGCUGCUGGCCAGGCAUUUGCCGAUGCUUCAAGCCUCACUGCCGCAGAACUUGUAGAGCGUGUCAACAAGUUUGGUGUUGACUACGAGAAGGCCCAUGCACAGGACAUGCAGAGACUCGAGAAGAGCAAUGCCCUCCUCGCCAACUACGAUGUGGCAGACUUUACCCACGCGGUGAAGGGGGAUGAAGUCACCGACAAGCACACCAUGGAGAAAGUGGAGGGCCCUUCUGCCAAAGAGCUAGAUGGAGCAGACAAGCUGGUACUCCAAAAUUAUGGCAGGCGCCUCUGGAGCGGCACCGUGAAUGGCUCUCGUGCCACUGUGGGGGGGCUCCGAGGAGGCUUCGGGUGUCGGCGAGCUCACGGUGCAGCCUGGGUCCCUUUGGUGCCCUUGGCCACCAAGGGCCUUGAAAUACAUGGUGAACGAGGCUCUUUGAAGGAGGGCCCCUUCUCCAUGUGCUCUGGACUUGCAGGACCCAGCGUCUUCCGAGAGAGAUGCAACACUGACGUGGACUCCAGUGCCGAAAGCAGAAGUGGAGUGGAUCAAACCAAAUUCUUUGAGAGAAAUCCGGGCAUCCAGGCUCAAUGCCAGAGUCUUGGGGAGCGUCAGAGCUGCGAGAUGCAAUUUGCAUGCUUCUGGGAGCGCCCAAAGCCAUGUGAGGAUUGCAACAGCGGUUCUUGCAUGCCUAGCUGCUUGGAGAAGUACCUGCAGGGCUUCACACAGUUUCGUCGCAGCUCAGCUGCUACCUUGAUGCUGAUGGAUGGAGGUUCCCCGCCGCAGGAUGGCACGUUGAUGUGGCAAAGCUUCAACUCCAAAGAGAAGGAGCUGUUGGAGGCUGGAGGUGCCAAGCAAUUUCGACAGAAGAAAGGCGAUGACAUCCAAGCAGCGACGGAUGCUAUGCUGUUGAUCAGCGAUGCUUCUCAGAAGGUGCUCAAUUGUUGGGCCGUGGAAGGCCGCUUUUGGUAUGUAAAUCUGUGGCAUCCCGGCCUGGGACUACGAAGCAGUACCAUGUGCAUUCCAUGGUGCUGCAGCCAGGCCGAGUUGGAGUCCGACCUCACCGGGCGAUUUUUCAACACUCUCUCUGGAACAGAUGAGCAGAUGCAGAACAUCACCUCCAUGGAGGUGUCACACUGGGCAGACAUGCCUCUGGAAUUCGUCCUCAUUGGCUUGGAUGGGUGCGGUACGACCUCUUUGAGACGAAAUCUGGCAAAGCAUCCAGAUAUCAACUUUACCCAUUUGAAUGUCUUCAGCCAGGAUGAGGACUACUUUCUUGUGGAGAUGGGUCGACAGACUCUUCCGUACAUGCGGCAGGUGGAACGUUUAGUCGCACAUCGAGCGCAGAUGAAAGCAGAAAAGGUUGGGAUAUACCAGCCUUUGAUGUGGCAGGAGGAGCUGUUGGAGCACUUGUUGGCCAACAUUCCGAAUCUACGUGUGAUGGUGGCGGUCUGCGACCCCUUGGAUCGCUUUGAGCGGAAGUUGGAUUUGGAGGCUCACGCCGCUGACAUUUUGGAGCAGGUGCACCAAAAGGCGAGUGACACCAGGUCCACUUACUUCUCCGAAGCUCUAAGAUCCUGGGGCCGCAACUUUGCCGGUAGGGCGCUCUUCAUUGAAAAGGACAUGCAAGCUGCCCCAGAAACGCUGGAGCGCAUCACAAACUUCUUGGGCAUCAGGCCAUUCCCGCAGCAGGUGCGCUUCAAGCGCUACAACUCUCGGGGCCGAAGGCGUUCGAGACUUUGCUCUCAUCCAAACUUGGUUCAAAACCUGAAAGGUCUCUUUGAGCCUGAGUACAACCUCUUGGAGGAGAUCCUCGGUGCCGCCGCCAGUGAACGUCUCCGAGCGCGGCGCACCCGCUGCGAAGUGCCCGAUGACUUUAAGGAGGACGGACAUGGCUGCACGCUUGGCAGUGCGUUUGGACUGCGGUUUGAGAAGGUUUCUUGA